This is a messenger RNA of Pseudophryne corroboree (corroboree frog), 757 nucleotides long. Its product is annotated as cytochrome c oxidase assembly factor 4 homolog, mitochondrial. The transcript has 2 exons. Gene Ontology annotation, cellular component: mitochondrial intermembrane space. Gene Ontology annotation, biological process: mitochondrial respiratory chain complex IV assembly. NCBI's taxonomy places the organism in Eukaryota, Metazoa, Chordata, Amphibia, Anura, Myobatrachidae. The record is from RefSeq and is a predicted model, not a curated record. Bases 363 to 611 code for a protein of 82 amino acids.
GUGUGUGUGCAGGAGAGAGCCUGCCGAUACGGUUGGUUCUAUAUCGGAGGGGCUGAAGGGACCUUGUGACGUAUUGAGGGGAGGAGCUACGUCACCAGGGGGAGGAGCUACGGGCGAACAGGGUACCCGAAAAGUUCGCUCGCCACGCUUCGGGCACGGUGACUCGCUCCGUUCCGCUUCGCUCACCACCUAAUUACUAAAGGUAAUAGUUGGUGGCGUGGAUAGUAGAGGAACUAUCCCGCUGGCCUAGCUCCUCCCCCUUGCGUCGUAACUCCUCCCCCUUACGGAAAAGGUCCCUUCUCCCACUCCAAAAUAGAAUCAACCCUAAUAGAAAGGACACAGGGUGGCAUAUAAGAGGUGAGAUGUCCGCUCCGGCACCGCAAGCUCACGACCGCAGUCGGAAAGCGGAGGAUGAGGAGGACCCGGUGGAUGCGAUGAUCGGCCGGACAGGCUGUACAGCCCAUCAUUACGCUGUACAGGAGUGUAUGGUGGAGCACCAGGACUGGAGGAAGUGUCAGGACCAGGUGCAGAGAUUUAAGGACUGUAUGCAGGACUAUCAGAAAAAGAGAAUGGAAGAGCUGAUGAAGAAGAGGAGCCAGCUGCAUGGAUAGGUUUCCUAGCGUUGGCCAGAUGGGACACUGGGUCAUCAGUGGCAGCAAGAUCCAGUUUUUGGGGACAUUUUAUUGAAUCAUUUUGACUAUUAAAAUAAAGGUCUCCUGCCUCAGGGAUGCGAUGCUCUGUCUGCUUGGCAAAGAUA